AUGGCACAGAAUGUCAGCCGCCAGCUGCAGGCUUUGCCAUCAAUAUUCGAAACGGGCUGCAGCAUUGGAGAUGUCGCAGCGGGCUUGGUCGCUCUGAUGUUUGUGUACCGCGCUUCUGUGGUUGUCUAUCGUCUGUUCUUUUCCCCUCUUGCCAAGUUUCCAGGUCCCAUACUUGCUGCGGCUACCUCAUGGUAUGAGGCAUUUUUCGAUCUCUGGAGCCAAAAUUUUCCUGACGUUCUGUCUGAUCUGCACGACGUAUAUGGCCCUAUUGUCCGAGUCAGCCCCACAGAGCUUUCCAUUCGUGAUGCCGAGUAUUAUAACGAUUUAUAUGUUCUGGGGGGAAAACGUAGAACAAAUCUUAUUGCCGGGAAUCGCGCAGGACUCGGCAUGUCUGAUGCGAUUGCUACGACCGUUCCACAUGAGCUACACCAAUUAAGGAGAAAGGCCGUAGAGAACUUCUUUUCAAAACAGAGUGUAACUCGUCUAGAGUCGAGAAUUCACCAUGAAGCGAGAAGUUUGGAUGAGAAACUACUCCGCUAUGCAGGGACAGGCACGAUCGUCCGUCUGGACCAUGCUUUCUCGUGUGUCACGGGCGACCUCGCGGGGCAAUUUGCCUGUGGCGAGAAUCCAGAGUUGCUCGAAGGGUCUGAAUUCAACCCGGAGUGUAUCGCUGCAAUGCUUCCAGUGGCAGUGCUGAAGGCAAUCAACCCCCACGUCGCGGGCUUCAGGAUGUUCCACCUGCUCAGUGAAGGACGGAUUGAAAAGAUCAAAGACGAAAUAUCCAAGGAGAAGGACCAUGACGAGUUCCAUGAGAAGACCUCAAUAUUCCAUCAUAUUCUUCGCAGCGACCUGCCUGAGUCUGAGAAAGACCCCGCCCGCUUGAAGAGAGAGGCAUUCGCCCUUCUCGCCGCAGGUACGAUCACAACAGCUGGGACUCUGACGACAAUCACCUACUUCAUUCUCGCAAACCCAGAGAUUGAAAAGCGCCUACGGGUGGAGCUCAAGAGAGUUACAGAUUGCUAUCCCAAUCAGGUGCCCCGAUGGACAGACCUUGAGAAAAUUCCUUAUUUGACAGGUUGCAUCAAAGAAGGCUUACGUAUCGCACGCUUCAUGAGGCGCAACCCCCGUAUAUCGCCUGACACGGACCUCAAGUAUAAACAAUGGACCAUUCCGAAGAAUACGCCGGUUGGCAUGUCUAUAUGUCAUAUGCACAUGGACCCGGAGGUGUACCCCGAGCCCUACAAGUUUAUCCCCGAGAGGUGGAUCGGGGAUGUUGAUCCUCGCGUGAACCGGAACUUUGUGCCAUUCGUCAAAGGAUCCCGCAAUUGUCUGGGUUUGAAUCUUGCGUGGGCAGAGAUGUACGUCGUCUUGGGUAUUCUUUUCAGACCAGGCGGGUUCAAGAUGAGCCUCGAUUGCGACGAGUCUGACAUUGUCCCGAUCCAUGAUAGCGAUGUUGGGAUCCCUAAAGCGGACAGUCGUGGGCUUAGAGUCCGCUUUGACUGA
Neoarthrinium moseri is the source of this 1503-nucleotide messenger RNA. RefSeq lists its product as uncharacterized. Lineage: Eukaryota; Fungi; Ascomycota; Sordariomycetes; Amphisphaeriales; Apiosporaceae. Bases 1 to 1503 code for a protein of 500 amino acids. The transcript has 8 exons. The record is from RefSeq and is a predicted model, not a curated record. Gene Ontology annotation, molecular function: monooxygenase activity; iron ion binding; oxidoreductase activity, acting on paired donors, with incorporation or reduction of molecular oxygen.